Messenger RNA from Procambarus clarkii (red swamp crayfish), 3022 nucleotides. RefSeq lists its product as uncharacterized. NCBI's taxonomy places the organism in Eukaryota, Metazoa, Arthropoda, Malacostraca, Decapoda, Cambaridae. The record is from RefSeq and is a predicted model, not a curated record.
CUGUCAUUAUUAUAAUUCUAAUAAGAAUGUUUUGCCGAUAUCUUUAAUUUAUUACAAGAGGAGUUGUAAACCGUUAUUGAUUAUACAAGUAAUGAGAAGAGCCAAUAGAGGGGGCGGCCCAACAGCCUGAUUCCCAUUCGGUGCAGUUAGAGUGCCAGCAUCCUAGAUGUGUCAGUGCCAAGCCAGACCCACCUCGUCACGCUGGUACACAGCUACGGUUGCUGCUGCUGGAAGACGAAGCUCUUUGUUGUGAGAGUUGAGAUGGUGGAGAGCUGUGGGAAGACGCGAAUGGUGUGCUUCCCUCUGGCGCUGCUUGUGGUAGGUCUUGCUGCCACCAGCGCCAACCUCAACCAUCUCCAGAAGCUCUCCUUGCUUGACUCCAUAAGAUACAGCCUUCUGGGACCCGAAGAUGUCGUGAAUACCACCUUGCUAGGCCAAGACGACGACAUGACUGAGAAUGUUGAGGAUUCUAUGAAGCGUGUGUCGAAUGGUAAGAGGGACGUCUUGCUUGCGGAGGGAGGAGGAGGAAGAGAAGGCAACUUAAAGACGGAGAGGGAGACACAAGAGAGCUUGGAAGCUACCUGUAAUUGCUUGAAACUGAAGACAGCCACUGCUUCAUGUUUCGGAAAACUAGAGGAAAUGGGACCCCUGGUGAUCAAUGGACGAUGUAUCGGCGGCAACAUGUGGAGACGCAGGAGAGAAAGGGGGCGGGCUGAUGUAAAUGACUUUCCGAUACUGGUACAUGCCGAUCGUGAGAUGUGUGAGGGCUCAAAGCCGCUCAUCUUCUCAUCAUCUGGUGAAAAGUCUCGUCUUACCUUCGGCAACACACCUUCCAUCCUCAUCUGCCAGGGAAGCAUCGGCCCACACCUGGAGAACCUCUCAAUAUCUGGCGUGAAGGAGAUCUGGGUGGCUCCUGGCGCUCUCCAGCCUCGUGAUGCCAAACUCGUUAUACACCUCUCUGACGUCCAAAAUAAAAUUAUAUUGCCUGAAGGAGCGCUAUUAAUUGAAGCCAGCGAAUCCAACAAUCAUGAACAGCAGUCACCGCCAGCAGAGAUUCACUUUAUUAUAGAGAGAGCAACAUCAGUGGAAUACAAUAGCCAGAGUUUAGUAGCACCACGUAUAUCUGUUGUUAUGGAUGACGUUAGGAAUAUAAGCAUUGGUCCCCAGGCAAUCAUAGCGUACAAAGAUGCAAAGGCAUCUUUCUUUGAAGCUAGGCUGAGCGAGUCUCUUCUACUGGAGACUCGGGCUAUGAGAGUGGGUAAUUUUAAAGCCAUAGACAUUGACCAAUUGACAUUGAAGGAAGCAUCGGUAGAUGUGACUACUGAUGGUGGAGGCGAGAUGAUCCUGGAAGGUGUUAAAAACUUGGUACUCGAGGAUAAUGCCGUAAGACUUUCGCCGGGAGCUUCUCUGACACUGAAUAAUGUAAAUAUAAGCUCAGCCGGCCAUCGAGCCAUAUCCAACUACAUAAAUACAACUGGGCCUCUUCUUAACGUGAAUCUACACAACGUUAACGGAACAACAUUGGCAAAUGGUGCGUUUUGUCUAGUAUCUGAAAAUGUCAUUCUCAACAUCUUUACGGUUUGGGAGCAACCGGAGACGACUUCUACCUGUAUCCAGGCUGAGACAUUGUCGAGCGACACAGAUGGAGAGACGUGGCCGGGCGUUGUAACGUGCCAAGGACUGAACGAGACGAGUCCUCUGUGUGGUGACGCUCGCUGCGCCCCCUGCACCAUUCUACCACUUGUCGGAUCUACCACUGACAUGACAGAGACGUACGAGGAAGGACUCCCAUUGUAUGCUGUCGUUCUCACUAUCUUAGCUGGAAUUAUCCUCAUUCUUCUUCUUAUAUUCAGCAUUUGCAAAAUACUUAGGCGUAACCAGAGUGCAGAGUACAAACUUCCUCGUCCAGCUCAAAAUAACACCUUCCAGAAGAGCAUUGUAACUGCGGAGAACCUAGACACAUCUUGCAAGAACACUAGGGAAGACCAUGCUGCUCCUGCAGAGAUAUACAUCACCUUCAAUAAAUCAGAACCGUUAGAAGAAAGGCAAGUACUGCUCAGUGAUGUCGACUUAUUUCAUACCGACUUCCACACACUUCCUGCCAAUGCCUACUUACCAUCUGAUAAUACCAGAAGGAUAUCUGAAGAUUACAACUGUUCAUAAAAUUUUAGUAUAAUUUAUGUAAUAAAUGUACUGUAUAUCAAUAUUGAAACAUGCCACUUCAAACUGAUGACUUAGAGAUGUAUGCAGUGUGCACAAGAAAGUUGCCGAUUUAUACUCAUACAUACAUACUGGAACAAUAACAAUGAUGUAAUGUUGUGGCUGGAAGAACAUCAUAGACACCACCUAAACUCCCAGGGUAUUAUUUCUCUAACAUAGGUGGUCUAGUUUCUAGAUGAUUCGGGUAUCCACAGACUGGCUCUUCAUACCUCUGCAACAUCUAUGUGAGGUGUGACAGAAUAAUGGAGACAUCUCUUUGCUCAUUAAACAGUUGGACUUAAACCCUCGUAAUGGGCGACUUUAAUGCAAGACACAUUAACUUAGGGAUAAAACAAACAGAAAUGGUUGUUUGUUUCUUAAUCUGGUCAUUAAGAAGAGCAUGACUGUCUUCGAUCUAAACCCAUCUAACACCACCACUUUUCGGGUAGAACACUCAAUUAUGCAGUAGGUCAUGGUCUCUCGGAGAAUUUGGUCCAUGUAUCGUUAGUGUAAGAGCUAAUUACUGAUCACAAUGCAAUACAAAGUUCAUAUACCAUCAAAGAUGUCAAAUCACAACACUGACAGAACACCAGUUAACAUCCCUGACAAUUUACACAUGCACUUCAAGCUCUAAAUAUACAAUUGGUAUCUAUUCCACACAUUUACAAAAUGUCAAUUAUAUGAGGACCUUAGUAAUGUGUUACUUCAUUAACAUGUUAAAUGUGUGAAACCUAAAUGGCCAAGAACUAAGUACAAAGGAGAGUUGACCAGACCUCACACUAGAAGGUGAAGGGACGACGACGUUUCAGGGUUUGACCAGGGU